AUGGUUCGUCUUACACUAUUGGCACUCGCUGCCACUGCUCAGCUUUCCCACGCGUGGCUGCCCGUUGAUGGCUCAAAGAAGCUUUUGGACACCCGCGGCUUUAGUCUGUUCGAUGGCCAGAACACGACCGACGAUGAGGCGCCCAGCGUUGGCAAGCGUUGGAUGCCCGCAGCCGGCAAGAUUAGGGGCGUCAACCUGGGCUCCCUUUUCGUCUUUGAGCCGUGGAUGGCCAACACCGAAUGGAACAACAUGGGCUGCGGCGGCCAGAAGUCCGAGUUCGACUGUGUCAUGAACAUUGGCCAGGAUAAGGCGGACGCUGCUUUCCAGAAGCACUGGGGCUCGUGGAUCACCCAGACCGACCUCGACGAGAUGAUGGGCUACGGAAUCAACACGAUCCGUAUCCCGCUCGGCUACUGGCUGGAUGAGUCGUUGGUCGACAAGAACUCUGAGCACUUCCCAAGGGGAGCUGAGAAGUACUUGAUCCAACUCUGCGGAUGGGCCAGCGAUCGUGGCUUCUACAUCAUUCUGGACCACCACGGUGCCCCCGGUGCCCAAGUCGCACAGAACGCCUUUACUGGCCAAUUCGCGCCCUCUGCCGGCUUCUACAACGACUACCAGUACGGCCGAGCCGUCAAGUUCCUCCAGUACCUCAGGAAGCUUGCCCACGACCACAAUGAGAUGCGCAAUGUCGGCAUGAUCGAGCUCGUCAACGAGCCCACCAGCUGGGACUCAGCCGUCCCCUCGAUGCGUAGCACCUUCUACAAGAACGCCUACAACGCCAUCCGCCAAGUCGAAAAGGACCUCGGCGUCUCGGCGAACAAUUACUUCCACAUCCAGAUGAUGAACACGCUCUGGGGCUCAGGCAACCCGGUGGAGUUCCUGGACGACAAGUACUUCACCGCUUUCGACGACCACCGCUACCUCAAGUGGGCGACGAACGUGCCCGUGACGCACGCCGACUACAUCUCGACCUCGUGCAACGACAACCGCAACAGCGACUCCUCCGGCCCCACCAUCGUCGGCGAGUGGAGCAUCAGCCCGCCGGACUCGGUCGAGAACACGGACGGCUGGAGCAAGGACUCGCAAAAGGACUUUUACAAGAAGUGGUUCGCGGCGCAGGUGCACUCUUAUGAGAAGAACACCGCCGGCUGGGUGUUUUGGUCAUGGAAGGCUCAGCUUGGAGACUACCGGUGGUCCUACAGAGAUGCUGUCAUCGCGGGUAUUGUCCCUACAGACCUGAACACCAUUGCCAGCUCCGGUGUUUGCAAUUAG
Molecule: messenger RNA, 1272 nt
Organism: Colletotrichum siamense
Lineage: Eukaryota; Fungi; Ascomycota; Sordariomycetes; Glomerellales; Glomerellaceae
Gene: exgB
Product: putative glucan endo-1,6-beta-glucosidase B
Exons: 6
Coding region: 1-1272 (423 amino acids)
Biological process (GO): glucan catabolic process
Cellular component (GO): cell surface; extracellular region
Molecular function (GO): beta-glucosidase activity
Source: RefSeq, a predicted model, not a curated record